Aspergillus welwitschiae is the source of this 901-nucleotide messenger RNA. RefSeq lists its product as uncharacterized. The record is from RefSeq and is a predicted model, not a curated record. Lineage: Eukaryota; Fungi; Ascomycota; Eurotiomycetes; Eurotiales; Aspergillaceae. The annotation marks the transcript as partial. The transcript has a single exon.
CAGCAACGAGGGUGAAGCGCUGGCGAACCGCUCCCGUGUGGAGUGAUCCCAGCAGGCUUAUAAAGUGAUGGGAGAACCCACGAAAGGCAGCCGCUGCCGGCCGCGGGAGUGCCUGCGGCGCCCGUCCGGUCCGGCGGGCCUCCUGAUUGCCUGGACUUCAUUCUCUGGAACCCCGAUGACCUGCGUUAUGUCCCGCGGCCGGGCCCCGUGACUUUUACGGGGCAAUGGGGUCUCCUCUCUAUAAAGGCGCGCGAACUGAUGGGGUUUAUCUGACCUGGGCACCACCCCUGUCUCCUUUGCCCUCGGCGCGGUAGCAGCCAUGGCCGUUCUCGCUCUGCAUGCGCCAUGGAUCGUUCUUCUCAUGAUCGGUACAUGUUAUGGCAUGAUCAUCUAUGGCGAAGUCGGCUGGCAAGAUCUUGGACCUGGUCUCGGACCUAGAACUACCAGCGCCAGCACGAUCUCGGAGCCUCCUCAUGACUCAUACAACAUCGCUACGCCUUCGGCGGUCAACAUGAGUACGGGGCCCACGCCGAGUAUGAUUAUCUGUCCUCCUGCAAUCGGGGAAAGCCGCCAUGAGCAAUGGACAUCCUGUCCUCGAACCCUGUCGGGUGUUGGAAUCUCCACAACCGCAUCGCUGCGGAACUUGUCCAGCCCAACCUUCUUUGGAAACAAAACAAGACCGGUCAUGACGAGGACUAGCACAACCAAAACCACCACUGUAUCCAUCCAAAGGGCUCCUCAGACGUCUUCAGGGGCGCCGGGCUUGACCACGUUUGCAGCACCGAGCAGCAGCGGCAUAUCGCAUCCGAUCCAGUCAGCAAGUGUUGGCCGCCCAGGAAAUAAUUCAUUGCCUUCGCCUAGCACUCAAUAUACUCCAGCGGCAUCCAGUUCUGCAGAAAGC